AUGACCCGUGACACUUAUCUUAAGCGCUCGCUCGGAACGCAAGCCAACCGCAUCAGAGAGUCCCGAGUUCUCCUUGUCGGCGCUGGCGGAAUCGGCUGCGAGCUCCUCAAGAACCUCCUCCUCACCGGGUUCGGCGAAAUCCACGUCAUUGACCUGGACACGAUCGACUUGAGCAACCUAAACCGUCAAUUCCUCUUCCGACCUGAACACAUCAAGAAACCCAAGGCCUUAGUUGCAAAAGAUGUUGCGCAAAAGUUUCGGCCCAGCGCGAAGAUUGAGGCUUAUCACGCCAAUAUCAAGGACAGCAACUUCGACGUGGAUUGGUUUGCGACUUUCAAUGUCGUCUUCAAUGCGCUUGACAACCUUGAUGCGCGGCGUCAUGUCAACAAGAUGUGCUUAGCUGCUGAUGUGCCUUUGGUUGAGAGUGGGACAACUGGCUUCAAUGGCCAGGUGCAGGUUAUCAAGAGGAAUGUGACCGAGUGCUACGACUGCAACUCUAAAGAGGUUCCCAAGACAUUUCCUGUGUGCACCAUUCGAAGUACGCCAAGCCAGCCAAUCCACUGCAUCGUAUGGGCGAAAAGCUAUCUCUUGCCCGAGUUGUUCGGAACGAGCGAGGCUGAUGCUGAGAACCUUGACUACUCUGAGGAUGCCGACAAUGUGCAAGAACUUGAAAACCUGCAGAGAGAAGCGAGGGCUCUGAGGGAAAUCCGCCAAUCGAUGGGGUCGGCCGAAUUCGCCCAGAAGGUCUUUGACAAGGUCUUCAAGGAAGAUAUCGACCGAUUACGCAGAAUGGAAGAUGCGUGGAAAACCAGAAAGGCUCCGGAACCUCUGGACUUCCGGGAACUGGAAGAGACACUGUCUAGUGUAGAACCCGGUAUUUCUUUGAAGGACCAAAAAGUCUGGACAAUCUCGGAAAGUUUGGCGGUGUUCAAAGACAGUUUGGAUCGCUUAAGCAACCGACUGAAGACACUACAAGCGUCCAAAGAUGGCUCAGCGGUGAUCGAGUUCGACAAGGACGAUGUCGAUACAUUAGACCUCGUCACGGCGAGUGCGAAUCUUCGCGCCGCCAUCUUCGGAAUCGAACGAAAGUCAAAGUUUGACACAAAACAAAUGGCGGGCAAUAUCAUCCCAGCGAUUGCAACCACAAAUGCUAUGACAGCCGGCCUUUGUGUCUUGCAAGCGCUGAAGGUACUAAAAGGUGAUUAUGACCAUGCAAAAAUGGUUUUUCUCGAGCGAUCAGGAGCUCGUGCACUCAACUCCGAAAAACUAAACCCUCCAAAUCCACACUGUCCUGUCUGUUCUGUUGCGCACGCUAAAAUCGAAGUUGACUUGUCUCGCGCCACAUUGAAUGACUUGGUUGAGGACGUACUCCGAACACAGCUCAAGUAUGGGGAAGAAUUUUCGAUCAGUACUGAGUUGGGCCUUAUCUACGAUCCAGACCUCGAGGAUAAUCUUCCCAAGAAGCUGGUCGAUUUGGGAAUCAAAACUUCAACUUUCCUAACCGUUAUCGACGAAGAUGAGCAACCAAGAGUUAACCUCCAGCUCAUCGUAGUUGUUCCUAGCGCGCCACCAUCAGACGAAAGCACUAUCGUGCUGAACAGGAUACCCGAAAUCCCGCGGAAGCCACAAGCACCUACACCUCCUCCAGAGCCUGAGACCAACGGCAUAUCAAACUUAGGGAAAAGGAAACGCGACGUUGACGAAUCGGAGCUCAACGGUGAUCCUCCCACCAAGCGCGUGGCAAGCGUCUCGAUUUCAGAUGGUGUUGACAAGGCGCAUCCCAUCGAUCUAUCAGAGGCUGAAGGGGGCGCUAUCCUCAUCGACGAUGACUGA
Molecule: messenger RNA, 1833 nt
Organism: Aspergillus mulundensis
Lineage: Eukaryota; Fungi; Ascomycota; Eurotiomycetes; Eurotiales; Aspergillaceae
Product: E1 ubiquitin-activating protein ubaB
Exons: 9
Coding region: 1-1833 (610 amino acids)
Biological process (GO): protein sumoylation
Cellular component (GO): cytoplasm; SUMO activating enzyme complex
Molecular function (GO): SUMO activating enzyme activity
Source: RefSeq, a predicted model, not a curated record